GGCAACAUUUUAAUAAAUUCAGAAAUGUAAAAAAAAUUGAAAUUUUGUUGUUUUGUUUUUAUAAUAAAGAUGCAAAAAGUUUUGUACCCCCGAAAAGUUUUGCAUCAUUUGUGUAAUUGUUGUUUGCUUGCAAACACUUGCUGAGUUUAUUUAGAAUAUUAAUUCACUAAUUUUAGUAGUUCUAUAGUUAUAACAGCAAUGGAAAGUAUUAAAUCAGUUGUUGAGUCAUUGAUAUACAUCUUAGAAUCAUGGAUUAAUGAUGAUGACGAAAAGGAAUCACAAAAUAAUCACGAGAAAGAAAUCACCAUUGUUUUGAAUUGGGACCAGGGACACAUCUUGGUUAACUUAGAUUUGUCUCUAGAUUCCGAUAUUAAAGAAAGAAUUUGCACCGAAUGUUUAGCAGUCGUUGUGAAAAGUUCAAAAAAAGCGUUCAUCGAUCGAGUCAACGAAAUUUUAAAGGAAUAUUCUCUCGUGAAUCUUACAGUCAAUAUAAAAUUCAUCGAUGAGAAAUUUCCAGAAAGUCCUUUGUUUUCUUCAAUCAGUUGCGAAACCCUCUGUGAGAAAGUUAUGGAUCUGUAUAAAAAGAAGUACUCAGAACUAUUUGAAGUCAAAUUUGUUCAUGAAGGCUGUGAAGUUGAAAUGUACUUUUUUACAAAAACCGAUAAAGACGAAACUUUCGUUAUGAGUUGUGGAGCACAAAAUGUUCUAGCAACGGAACAAAUAGAAGAUUUUUUGCAAUCUUCCAAUACUUUAGGAAAUAUUGUUGAGUACAGAUUAUGUUGCAUUGGAAACAUUUCUGAUAACUCAUAUAAAAUGUCUGAAGAAUGUGUUGAAGUAGCUCUUGGAAUUUUACAAUCUCACUUAGAAUUUCUCAGAGAACAGAAGAAAGAACUUUCGAGAGUCAGAAAAAUGAACAAGGAAGAAAUUGAGAAAGAAAUCGAUGAAGAAUGUUUCAGCAUCCCAAGUGAGGAAAAGAGUGCUUCAAAGAGAUUUUCCAAAAGAAAUCGUUCUAAAUCAACUUAUGUUGAUCUAACAACUGAUGGAGAAGAUAAGACUGGAUUUGUUGAGACGAACUUAAUGGUGACGAGCAUCAUGGCUUGGGAGGAAUAUUCUUGGUUUUGCUAUACGAGUGAUGUUGAAGUGGAAUCUGUUUGUGAUGAGACAUUGAAGACUAUUCCGAAUACCAAACGGAGGUACAAAAAUGACAAAGAGAAUGAUAUCUGGGAUUUUAUUCGACAAUUAGGGAUCGAUGAUGACAAGGAUGAAGAAGAGGAAAUAUACGAGUCACUUUCAGAAAAUGAAAAAAAUAAAUUUAAAUCUUUAAGUGAAACGCUGCAACGUCAAGAUUAUGCUCUCUUCAGAAAAAAUAUCCAAAGUCAUUUAAAACAAGUCAAAGGAGUUAUGAAUAUCAUUGAAAUGAAAAAAAAUGAAAGAAACUUAAACAAUUCUCGUAUUUCUGUAAAAUCACAAACUCCGAAAACACCGCAGACAAAUAUUAUUGAAAAAAAACCAAAGGAAACAAACAAAGGCGAGUCUCAUAUUUCUGAAGAUUACAAAGCUCCAAAAGCAUCGCGAAUUAAAUUAAAAACCUCAAUUCAACCACUUCUAGGAAGAGGAUUAGAUCCAUCGAAAUGCUUAAUCUUCAGCUUGGAACAAGAUUAUAAGAAAAAUGAUUCAAAGAGCGACAAUAAUUUUGGAUAUUUUGAAAAUUUUACUUCUUCCUCAUCAAUUUCUAGUCCACGUGAUAAUUCGAGCUCAUUUAAUACGUCAUUCGUACCUAAAUUUAAUUCAACAGAAAUUAUUCAGAAUGAGAAAAACUCCCCAACUGCUAAGAGCUUCCUUUUCUCUGAUAUAAAAUGUCGCAAACCAUUGCACGCAAAGGAUGAUAAACCAUUGCAACUAUCUGAGAAAAAGCCUUCAUUGGAUUUCUCAAAAAUGAAUGCGUUAAAAUCUCCAUUCACCAUUCCCAAGCUGCCAUCUGCAUCAAACACUCCAAAGCAAUCUUCAAUAAAUUCAACUCCGAAUAGUGUUUCAAACUUUAUUGAUAAAAAAACUGAAAACGUAAAGGAGAAGCAGCAAAGUGAUAUUAAAAUGGAUGAUGGUAAUGAUGAUGAUGUCAUUCUGGUUGAUGAAACACCAUCCGAAAAUAAUAACUGUAAUGUCGUCUUUCGUUCUCGCAAACGGAUUUUCAAUCCCGAACCAAAUCCAUCGCAAGAGGAACCAAAACAAAGAAAAGUAUUUUUCAAAACAAAACAAAUGCAAAAAGCUAGAGGAAGACCCAACUUUGGAUCGUAUAAAGAGAGAGAAAAAUAAAAUUUAACUAUUUACUUUUAAUAAUCUAAUAAAUUUCUUGAGAGAUCAAAUCUUUAAAAUAUCUAUCAAAUAAAUAUAAAGCCAGUUUUAUCAGAAGUGUUCCACUUCUCAGAACGCAA
Messenger RNA from Clunio marinus, 2432 nucleotides. The record is from the annotation of a GenBank genome assembly. Lineage: Eukaryota; Metazoa; Arthropoda; Insecta; Diptera; Chironomidae.